AAAAUAAAAAAUAUUAACACCGACUGGCACAACAAAAAUACACAAAACACUGUUCACUUCAUACUUUCACCUUCUCUUUUCUGCUGCUUCUACACUACCCGACGACUGUCCGAGCUGGCAAGAUUCCCUCCUUGUACUCUUUCUUUCCCCUUUUCUCCUCCGUUUUCUCGAGAAACAAACACCAUACCCUUCUCAUGUUUUCUUCUUUUUCUCUUUCUUUCCUCUCUUUUCUCUGAAUUUUCUUUCUUUCUUCUUUCUUCUGCCUUGCUCAUGUUUUCUUCUUCUUGGCCUUAUUGUUUGGUGUUGAUGUAAUAGGUUUUUUUUUUUGAUAAGAGCGUUCAAAUGGGUUGUACGAAUUCGAAGCUCGACGAUCUGCCCGCGGUGGCUUUGUGUCGAGAGCGUUGUGGGUUUCUAGAUGAGGCGAUACGGCAGCGUUUUCUGUUGGCGGAAACGCAUGUUCAGUAUGUUCACUCGUUGAAACAGAUGGGUUAUUCUUUGCAUCGUUUUAUCAAUCAAGAUGGUGGUGGUGGUGGCCGUGGUGGAGAUUCCCCGCAGCUGAAUUUGCCUCCGGGGAAGAAAGGUGGAGAUGCUGUUGGAAUUACCGUUAGGGAAACAUUGUUGUCUUCGGCUAAAGGUGGAGUGGCCCAUCAUUCUCGCUCUAAUUCUGGGGAUGGUCACAUUAAGUUUCAUUCGGAUCCGGAUGAUGACGAUGACGAGGCGAGUUCGAUUGCGGGUUCGGGUCACUCUUCGCCUUUACAUGAUGACCAUGAACUUGAUCAUCAUGAUGGGUUUGGGCAUGUGGAUUAUGGGAAUUCUUAUCCUAUAAUGAUAAAUCCAGAUCACGGAAUCCUAGGCGGAUUUUCACAAGGUGGAUUUACACAGAUGAAUUAUAUGAAAAAUCAGCCAAGACCAUCAAUUGUUUAUGAACAAAAGCCAUAUAGUUCAGAGGCUAUUCAGCAUCAUUAUGUUGGUGAAUCUUCUUCCGCAUCAACUUCAUAUAAUCCUCCUUAUUCUUAUUUGUAUUCCGAUAAUUUUAGUUAUAGUGAUUACCCACCGAAUUAUGGUUAUGGUGGUCCGGGUCCUGUUGCUACUGGUGGUUAUAAUGUUUUAGCACCGCAGAGGGCGGAGGCUGCGGCUUCGUCUUCGUCUUCAAAACCUCCUCCUUCCCCGCCACGGUCUUCGCCAUGGGAUUUCUUGAACUUUUUUGAGAGUUAUGAUAAGGACUACGCACCUUAUAUUGCAAGUAGAGAUUCGAAGGAGCUGAGAGAAGAAGAAGGGAUUCCUGAUUUGGAAGAGGAGGAUUAUCCUCAUGAGUUGAAGAAAGUACAUGUGGAGGAGAAGUUUGUUGAUGGUAAUGGCAGCGGCAGCAGUGAUGGAGGAGUUGGAGGCGGUGGUGAGGAUAUUGGUGGUGGUGAUGUGGAGCCGUCUUUGUAUCAGAGCAGGGCUAAUGCGGAUAAUGAAGGUUUGGAGUAUGAGGUGCAUGUGGUGGAUAAGAAAGUUGUGGAUGAAGAGAGGAAUGAAGAGCGUAGCACUGCAACUAGAGUUGGACCACGAGAUGUUUUUGAGGUAGCAAGAGAACUUGAGGCUCAAUUUGUGAGAGCCUCUGAGUGUGGGAAUGAAAUUGCUACGAUGCUUGAGGUGGGAAAGCUUCCCUACCAGCGAAAACAUGUUUCCAAGAUGUUGCAUGUUGUUACACCUUCAUUGUCUGUGGUAUCCUCACAACUAUCUACAUCUAAAAGUGUGGAAUCAUCAUCCUCUGCGGACCAAGCUGGCCCUGCUUUCCUGGAUAUUGAUGAAGAUUUGAGGACAAGAAAUCUUUCUUCGACCUUGCACAAGCUGUAUCUUUGGGAGAAGAAACUCUAUCGUGAAGUUAAGCAUGAAGAAAAGAUGCGAGUGAUCCAUGACAUGAAGGUCCGUAAGCUGAAGCACUUGGAUGAAAGGGGUGCUGAGGCUCACAAAGUGGAUUCAACUCGAACUUUAAUUAGGGGUUUGUCUGUGAAAAUAGGAAUGGCAAUUCAGGUUGUUGACAAGAUCUCUGUGACAAUUAACAAGAUUAGGGAUGAAGAGUUGUGGCCUCAACUAAAUGAAUUAAUUCAAAGGUUAACCAGAAUGUGGAAAAGUAUGUUGGAAUGCCAUCAUAAUCAGUGUCAAGCAAUUAGAGAAACCAGAGGCUUAGGUCCUAUUGGAUCUGGUGAGAAACUUGGUGAUGCUCAUCUGGAUGCGACAUCACGGCUUGAACAUGAGGUUCUUAAUUGGAUUUUUAGAUUCUCUAGUUGGAUUGGUGCACAAAAGGGUUAUGUCAGAGCCUUGAAUAGUUGGCUUAUGAAGUGUCUUCUGUAUGAACCUGAGGAAACAGCUGAUGGAAUAGUUCCCUUCUCGCCUGGUAGGAUUGGUGCACCUCCUAUUUUUGUAAUUUGUAAUCAGUGGUCACAGGCUUUGGACAGAAUAUCUGAGAAGGAGGUGAUUGAUUCCAUGCGUGUUCUUGCUAUGAGUUUGCUCCAACUUUGGGAACAUGAUAAACUAGAACUGCGCCAAAAGAUGGGGGCGAAUAGGGAUUAUGAGAGAAAAGUUAGGAACUUGGAUAGGGAGGGGCAAAAGCUACAGAAGGAGAUUCAGGCAUUGGACAAGAAAAUUGUUCUGGUUUCUGGGGAUGGUAACAAUCAAUUGGGAAAUACUGUAUCUCAGAGUGAUACUAGUAUUACUAGUCUUCAGGGUAGUCUGCAAAGCAUUUUUGAGGCCAUGGAGAGAUUCACAGCUGAAUCUGUGAAGGCUUAUGAAGAGCUCUUGCAGCGUAUUGAAGAAGAAUUACAUGCUCGACAGAAUGAAAGAGUUUCAUAGCACUGUUAAUUGAGACGGAAUUAUGUCAUCUCUCAAGUAUUGCUGAUCCGGUUGCCAUCUGCAGCUUGUAGUCCAAUCAUAAUCUUAUAUGGAGCUCGGGAUCUUUGAAGGAUUUCUGAUCAUGGAGUUUACAGGUUAAUUUAGUUUUUGCCAUAUCCCUCUUAACUCCGUUUGCUUUGGCACCUAUAUGGAUUCUUUGACUGGUUUAAGACUCAUCUCUUCAGUAGACGAAUGUAUGAUGAUGAUAAAUAUCAGCACUCAGCGUAGCUCUGAAACAUACUGGUGGCAUGAAUUUUGGAAGGAUUGAGUCCCCCAUGUUUAGAAGAUAUGUGCUGAUUGAGCACUCAUAGAUCUGAUUCAUUUGGAGUCGAUCAAUGCAUAUGCAGGUGAAAAGGGGGAUGAACCUGCUAAUUUGAAACCAAAUGAAGUCACUUCCAUCUUAGAGAACUAAACACUGUUGCCGAUGCUGGACAACAAGAGGGGCAUUGUCAGCCAUCUGCUGUAUAUCCAAGUGUUGUACUGAUAGCCAUUGAUGCCUGAAAAUAACCCAUUGAGGUUCUCCACCCGUGUGCAGUGUAAUUGAUGCCCCUGCAAAUUAUCACAGCUGAGGUGAAUGCAUCCCGGCCAAACAAUCCAAGUGAGCAAAUCUCAGUUUUGUAUUAAGAUAAGUUGGAAUUUAGGCUUAUGGAAGUUACGGAGGUCAUGUAAAUCCUUAUAAAUCAAAUAUUGUAGAAUAAGAUAAAUUCUUUCUUUCUUUUAAA
Messenger RNA from Mangifera indica (mango), 3599 nucleotides. Its product is annotated as protein ROLLING AND ERECT LEAF 2-like. The transcript has 4 exons. NCBI's taxonomy places the organism in Eukaryota, Viridiplantae, Streptophyta, Magnoliopsida, Sapindales, Anacardiaceae. Bases 343 to 2838 code for a protein of 831 amino acids. The record is from RefSeq and is a predicted model, not a curated record.